AUGGAGCCUUCCAUCCAGCCCAUUCAACCCCCCAAAAGCCCUUUUCAGAGGGAUAACAGGCGAGAUCAGAGACAGAAGUGGGAGAGCAGACACACAAGAGAAGACCUAUCCCGAGAUGACAUGUUGUUUCUGCUCAGUAUUCUGGAGGGAGAGCUACAGGCUAGAGAUGAGGUGAUUACGGUGUUAAAAUCGGAGAAGACAGAUUCAGGUCUACUGGGAGCCCACUAUGGUUUUAGCGGACUGGAGAAGGUGCUCCAUGCCCUGCAGAGGGACUCCCUACAGGCCCAGCAGGACCACCUGCAGGAUGUGUUCGGAAAACCGAUUUCUGAGCUGAAUUAUGUGAUGGAGGCACAGAAGCAGUCAUCUACACGGAUACUGGAGCAGCUUCUGGAUGUGUCCCGCUCUCACAGUGAUGCUUUGCGCAGGCUAGAGGAGCAAGAGAGGAGCCACAGGGCUUAUAUCCACAAGAGUAGCUGCCUUACCACUCUACUGGAGGAGGACAGAGAGAGACUCAAGCUCCUGAUUGUAAAGCAGAGACAAUACCAGGAGAUAAAGGAGAGGAAAAGUGAAAGAGAAGUAUCAACUCUGAAAGAAGAGCUGAUUGAGCUGAAGGCUUUUGCACUGCUGGUUGUGAAGGAACAACAACGUUUGAGCGAGCUGCUGGAGGAACAGAGGCAUCGUGUCACAAAACUGACUACCAUCACUAACUACGUCACGCUGGAGGUCAGUGCUGCUUACCCCAGUGCAAAAGAGGACAAGCGGCUGAAAUCACUGCGUCUAGAGGUGGAGCGACACAACCAAGUUAACAUCUUUCACCAAACCUGGCACACCAUGACAGCUGAACUAGCUGAUGACGGGAUUCAGAAUCAACAGCUCAGACAGCAGCUGGUGUUACUCGGCCAUCGGAUUGAUGAUCUGGAGGGGACUAGGGGUGUCUUGAGGAGGGCAGACAAAGAACUUCGAGAGCUCAAUGAGCGAGAAACAGGGACCCCGAGCUUGCUGUCAGAGGUGGAGGUACUGAGGAGGAGGGUGGUGGUAAUGGAGGGGAAGGAUGAGGAGCUGAUACGCAUCAGAGACCAAUGUCGAGACCUGGACCGCAGACUAGUGAGGGAGACCAAAUACUGUUGUGGCCUGAAGGUUGAAGUCGAUAAGCUCAAUGGUAGAAUCAACGAAUUGGACAGGAUAGAGGAGGCUUUAGGCAAGAGCAAACAGGACUGUAGUAUUCUGAGAGGCAGCUUGGAAAAAGAGAGGGAUGUUAGCAAGAUGUUGUCCGGUGAGGUGGACACUCUGAAGGUCAGGGUGAGAGAGCUAGAGGCUGUUGAAAGCCAACUGGAGAAGAGUGAAGCAGUGAUAAGACAAGACCUGGCCAAGCUCAGGUCACUGACUGUAGCGUUGGUGGACGACAGAAAGACGAUGGCAGAGAGGCUCCGGCAAGCUGAGCAAAAACUCAGCAGGAGGGAGGGAAAUACAUAUGAGCAAAGCAAUUUGGCAACAAUGACAGAAAGACUGAGAGACGAGAAGCAGCAGGUGCUGAGGUCUAAGGCAGAGCUAGAGGAAAUGAUUAAGGGCAUAGCGAAAGACAAGGACGAACUCCAAGCCAGGCUAAUGACAGAGGAAAAGAGGAAUGGGGAACUACAGUGUAAAAUAACCAUAAUGAAGAAACGGUUACAGGUCUUGGAAAACAAAAAAGAAAAAGAGGAGAAGUACAUGCACAGCUCUAUCCCGAACAUCACUAACCAUCACUGCCAAACAGACAACAAAGUCAAAGAACUGACCCAGGAACUAGAUCGGCUGCAAAAAAGACUCCAGGACAAGGAGGUGUUGGAGAGAGAACUGGUGAAGGUGGAGGAAGACUUCAAGUCCCUGGAGAGGAAGUUCACGGAUGAACAGAGGAGGUCCAAGGCUCUAAUGGAGGAGCUAGAGCUGGCUAAAAGGGAGCUUUCUGGGUAUCAGCAGGCAGAGAAGCAGGAGGUCAACCAGGAACACCUUCUCCUUUGUCGUCUUCAGAGGGAGCAGGUGAAGUCCAGACUGUUAGGCAGAGAGGUAGAUACCCUGAAGGAGAAACUCCAGAAGCUGAUGGGAACUGAGGAGUCCAUCUGCAGGGUCCAGACAGAUCACUCCACGCUGCAGAGCAAGUUGACCCAACAAGAAGCCAGGAACAAAGAGCUGGCCAGAGAGAUGAAGGAACUGAGUAUUGAGCUUGACAGGUACAGACAAACCAAAAAUUCGACACCCAGUGCAAACAGUAAGCACUUUUCAGACCUUUAUCAGACCACCAAAGAGGUGCAAACUGAGCCAGCAGACAGUCUGCCUCCUGAAUACAGCUGCCAAGUUCCUUCAGUGAAUGAGAAAUCAGAUGAAGAAAAUGAUGACCAGGAUCCCAACCAUAAUGCAGAAGUCCUCAACAGUAGUGGUUCAACUCUUGUCAACAACUUUAACAGCAUAAACAGUGCAAAUAACAACACCAGUCAAUACAGCAGCCAUUCAGCCAACAGCAUAAAUAUGCACCAAACGGUUAAUGGAGAGGUGAUGAUGUUAACACACACACCGGGGCAGCCUCUGCACAUCAAGGUGACACCACACCACACUCUCAACACGGCCACACUCGAGAUUAGCAGCCCCACUGCAGACACGGCCACAUCUUACACCAGCACAGCCGUCAUCCCAACGAGCGGAGCCUCACCUAAACAGAGAAUUACAAUAAUCCAGAAUUCGGCUCUGCCUGCUGCUAAAACCCCACCUUCAAGUCCUGAUCGCACUGUCUCCCCACUUAACGGCACGCCCGUCAGUCGGGUGUUAAGUCCAAAUUCAUCACGCUCUGUGACACCUGACAACAACAACUCCCCCAUUCAGAUCGUAACAGUCAGGACUUGUUCUCCAGAGCCAACGGAAGUCGUGAGCCAGGCUGUCUUCUGCAAGACGCCAGAGCGGGGAAACAGCUGGCAACGUCAGAAAUCCAACAGCACAGACACAAGCCCCAGUAUCAUCACUGCAGAGGACAAUAAGAUCCAUAUUCACCUGGGGAGCCCAUAUGUCCAGUCUCUGAAUGGUAUGACCCACAGCAUCCCACAGUCUGUCGGCCCGUACUACCUCCGACAUGAGCAAAGGACUCAAGUCCUUGCUAAUGGCUGCCAUGUCAAAGGUGUUGGCAAGAUUACCAGUAGCAUCACUAUAUCUCCUGCAACCUCUCCAGCAUCACACUCCUCAAAUAUAACAGUAAGUGGCCUUUGUGAUUAGGUAAAAAUAUACUCUGGACAUAUUAUGUUUGAUGUCACAUUCCUGGACUAGACAACUAAAACGAUACACUUCUUCUGAAGAUAACCCUGAGUUUGUUCUAUUAAGUAACAACCAUCAAAUAACAGAUGUGUAAAGUUUGUCCUUAAAGAGCCUCUGUACAGCCUGAUCUGGUUAGUGUAUCCACAGACUGAAUUUAAAAGCCUCUUAUCAAUUGUAUAUAUGUGUGUGUAGUGCUUGUAUAAAUACCAAGGGAGACCAUCCCAACUUUAUAUGUGAUGUAUACA
This is a messenger RNA of Scomber scombrus (Atlantic mackerel), 3521 nucleotides long. Its product is annotated as filamin A-interacting protein 1-like. The transcript is spliced from 4 exons. The record is from RefSeq and is a predicted model, not a curated record. Bases 1 to 3237 code for a protein of 1078 amino acids. NCBI's taxonomy places the organism in Eukaryota, Metazoa, Chordata, Actinopteri, Scombriformes, Scombridae.